Marasmius oreades (fairy-ring Marasmius) is the source of this 243-nucleotide messenger RNA. RefSeq lists its product as uncharacterized. NCBI's taxonomy places the organism in Eukaryota, Fungi, Basidiomycota, Agaricomycetes, Agaricales, Marasmiaceae. The record is from RefSeq and is a predicted model, not a curated record. The transcript has a single exon. Bases 1 to 243 code for a protein of 80 amino acids.
AUGGCUCGCCGCUCAGCACCACCAGGCUCUGGCCCCGCAUACGUUCCAAAGAACGCUGCGUUACACCCUUCUCGGAGGCAGAUUACGGACCCCGACGAAUCCACUUUCUCUCGUUUCCUUCGCGAGGAAAUUUACGCGCCCGAGAAGCUACCAGGCAAUAUCAGUGUUUUUACGGGUGUUGGGGCUUUUCUUGCAGGAAUUGUUGUUGUAAGGACAUGGGGUGACCUUCUCAUUCCUGCAUGA